AUGGACGCGUUGUUCGUGCCUCUAGCGGGUGCCGUGGGUGCUUCAGUGGACCAGGUUAAGCUCAUUUCAUGUCUUCUCAUUGCCUACCCUCUUGGGAGCGUCUUCGUACGCAUUCCGGCCGACAAACCCACCUUGAGGCAUCUCUUCAAUAUCAGUGUUUCCUUGUUCUACUUUUUUCCCAUGUUGGGAAUGUAUACCGGUUUUCUGCAAUUGUUAGGUGAUAUUUUGAUAACCUACUUCGCGGCCAAAUUCAGUUCGACCUCCAAAGUUAUGCCGUGGUUCAUCUUUUUAUUCAUUUUGGGACACUUGAUGUUCAACCAUAUCAUACGUGUCAUCUAUGACCUAAGUUACGAAACAAUCGAAGUGACUGGACCUCAAAUGGUGCUUACUAUGAAAUUAACGACAUUUGCCUGGAAUGUAUGGGAUGGUCGUCGGGAUCCGAAGGAUUUAGACAAAUGGCAGUUAGAAAAAUCUGUCCGCGAAUUCCCGUCAUUGCUCGAGUUCCUAGGCUACGCUCUCUACUUCCCAGGUGUCUUGGUCGGCCCCUCACUGGAAUUCACCGAUUACAUAAACUUAGUUCAUGAAAGGACCUUCACUGCACCAGGCAAGCAUGAAGGGGGACGUCGUCUUCCAGCGGGUAGGAAGCGUGUGGGAUACCGCAAGAUGGUAACAGGCCUGGCUUUCCUUGGUGUCUUCGUCGUUUUCGGAGGCUCGAAUAACUACUCCGUGAUGGUCACACCAUGGUUCGCAGAGCAAAGCUGGCUGAAAAGAGUCCUUUUGGCCCAGCUUUACGGCACUUGCGAGCGAACCAAGUACUACGCUAUCUGGACACUCACAGAAGGCGCAAGCAUUCUUACUGGGAACGGCUUCACUGGAUUCACCUCUACAGGCCAGUCGACAUGGAACGGUGCAGCAAAUGUUAUUCCAACCGUCAUCGAGUUCCCAAGCAACUUCAAGGUCUUAUUGGACUCGUGGAACAUGAAAGCUAACGUAUGGUUGAGGGAAUGCGUGUACAAAAGGAUUACACCCAAAGGCCAAAAACCCGGAUUUUGGAGUAGUAUGUUGACGUUCGCAACUAGUGCCUUCUGGCAUGGCGCUCAAGUAGGCUACUACCUCACAUUCCUUAUGGGUGGCUUCAUAACCAGUGCAGCGCGUCUUGCCCGCAUGAACUUUCGUCCAUUCUUCCUUCCUGCUGAAGGCCAGCCCAUCACAACAGCGAAACGUCUAUAUGACUUCGUCGGCGCUCUUAUUUCUCUACUAGUGCUGAACUACGUAGCGUCACCCUUCAUGCUUCUUACUUGGGAAAAUUCUAUCACUGGAUGGACAAGACUCGGUUGGUAUGGGCAUGUCAUUGUCAUGGGUUCGUUGUUGUUCUUCUACGUCGGUGGAUCGGGAUUCUGCCGUAGUUUGCAGAAGAAACGGGGCAUUUCUUCGAAGAAAGUUGCGUCGGCCUCCGGAGCCGCCACUCCAGUUGCGGAAAAGACUUUUCAGGUUCCCCCCGCGCUUGACAAGAUUGUUCCUCCUCCGAUAUAG
This is a messenger RNA of Lentinula edodes (shiitake mushroom), 1533 nucleotides long. RefSeq names its product endoplasmic reticulum protein. Gene Ontology annotation, cellular component: endoplasmic reticulum; membrane. Gene Ontology annotation, molecular function: 1-acylglycerol-3-phosphate O-acyltransferase activity; 1-acylglycerophosphocholine O-acyltransferase activity. Bases 1 to 1533 code for a protein of 510 amino acids. The transcript is spliced from 8 exons. The record is from RefSeq and is a predicted model, not a curated record. NCBI's taxonomy places the organism in Eukaryota, Fungi, Basidiomycota, Agaricomycetes, Agaricales, Omphalotaceae. Gene Ontology annotation, biological process: lipid modification; glycerophospholipid biosynthetic process.